Messenger RNA from Rotaria sp. Silwood2, 4872 nucleotides. Lineage: Eukaryota; Metazoa; Rotifera; Eurotatoria; Philodinida; Philodinidae. The record is from the annotation of a GenBank genome assembly.
AUGGAGCACGACGAACAAGCCAAAAUAGAAUUUAUUGAAUUCUGCCGGGAUCAAGAUAAUGCUAUGCAGCUGUCUACAUUAGAAGACUUCAAAAGAGAUUUCGAAUAUAAAUCGCCCAUUUGGUGGUACACAAAAGAACCCUUCAUUUAUGUGACACUUAAUAGAGCACUAAGAACCCAAGACGUUGCAACUGUACUCAAAAUGGGUUUCUUCAUACAGAAACUUCACAGAGAAAUCGAGCACAUACACUCAAAAUCAAUGCAGACAAAAAAUAAGCAACUCUACCGAGGCCAAGGUAUUUCAACUCUUGACCUUGAGAAAUUGAAGAAGAGUGAAGGUGGACUUCUUUCAUUUAAUAAUUUUCUUUCCACAAGUGCAAACUAUCAAGUAUCGUAUCUGUUUGCUGAUAGUGUUCGAAGCAAUCCUGAUGGAAUAGGAAUCAUCUUUGAAAUCGAAUGCGGACCAAAUAAUACAUCGAUUCCUUUCGCUUCAUUGGAUAAUUUUAGCGUACAUUCGGAUUUUGAAAAUGAAAUUCUCUUUUCAAUGCAUACCGUAUUCCGGAUUGGAGAGCUGGAACUCAUCGAAGAUCGACUAUGGUAUGUUAAGUUGACAUUGACUAAUGACGAGGACGAACAACUCAGACGUCUCACCGAUUAUAUACGCUCAGAAACAAAAGAAUUAACAGGUAAACAUCGACUAGGUACAAUGAUGAUCAAAAUGGGAGAAUUCGACAAGGCUCAUCUAUUCUUUCAAACGUUACUUCAAACAGUACCUAACGACGAUUGGACAACUUGCGCUCAUCUACAUCAACAACUGGGGUCGGUUCUUCAAAGUAAAGGUAAUGGAUCGCUGGCAUUGUCAAACUAUUACAAAGCUCUUCAACUCAUACAAAAUGGUUAUCCAUCAGUUUAUCCUUUAGUAGCAUUGACCUAUAAUCACAUUGGUGAAACACACGAGUCCAUGGCGAACUACUCAAAUGCAUUAUCGCAUUUUGAAAUAGCACUUGAGUUACAACAAAAAUCAUCUGCAGUCAAACAAUCUGAUCUCGCAAUGACUUAUAAUAAUCUUGGUGCUGUGCAUCAAUCAAUAGGGAAUCAUGAAACUGCAUUGUCAUAUUAUAAAAAGUCGCUUGAGAUCUUUGAAAAUCUUCUUCCAUCUACUCAUCCCGAUAUUGCAAAUGCCUUGAAUAAUAUCGGUACACUAUAUUUUUACAUGGGGGACCUUCGAAAUGCACAAAACUACCAUUUACAGACAUUAAAAAUCCAAGAAAGAUCUCUUCCGUCAACUCAUAUACAUCUGGCAACGACUUAUAGUAACCUGGGAUUAGUGCAUGAUGCAAUGGGAGAUUACAUCAGUGCCUUAUCAUACUACGAAAAGGCGCUAACAAUCCGUCAGACAGUUUUUUCCUGCACCCAUCUGUCUGUAGCUGAUACCUAUGACAAUAUAGGAGGCGUACAUCGGUCCAUGGGUGACUAUCCUUCUGCAAUAUCAUAUCAUGAGAAGGCACUUGAAAUUAAAAAAAGUAUUCUUUCAUCAAAUGCUUUCGAUUUAUGCUCAACUUACAACAGCAUUGGUAUUGCAUAUAAAUUAAACGGAGAUUAUUCGACUGGACUCUCAUUCUAUGAAAAAGUACUUGAAAUCAAACAAAAAUAUCUUUCACCGAAUCAUUUUCUAUUUGCUAUCACCUAUAACAAUAUUGCUUCAGUGCAUCAACUGAUCGGCAACUAUUCGAUUGCAUUAACACAUUAUGAGAAAGCUCUUAAAAUUCAACGAAACGGUCUUCCAUCAAAUCAUAUUGAUUUAGCUACAACCUACAGUAAUAUUGGAUCGGUUUAUUACUCCUUUGGAGAUUUCACUAAUGCAUUCUCUCACUAUAAACAAGCACUUAGUAUUCGACAAAGUAUGCUGCCAUCUAUUCAUCCCGAUCAAGCUACAGCUUUUAAAAGUAUUGCAGAUGUCUAUGAAAUGAUGGGAGAAUAUUCAAAUGCACUUUCAUACUAUCAAAAAUCUCUUGACAUUAUACAAAAAUGUCUUACAUCGCCGCAUCCAACUUUGGCAGCGAUAUACAACCACAUGGCUUGUGUAUAUCAAUCGAUUGGGGAAUAUUCAACUGCACUGUCCUACUGUGGAAAAGCACUUGAAAUUCAAGAAAAAAUAUAUCCAUCGAGGCAUUUCGAACUAGCAAGUACUUAUAAUAAUUUUGGUGCAUUACAACAUUUACUAGGAAACAAUUCAACGGCAUUAUCAUAUUACCAGAAAGCUCUUGAAAUCCAGCAAAAAUCGUACUUACCUAAUCAUCCAAAUAUUGCCACUACUUACAACAAUGUUGGUUACAUUUUUUGUCUAAUGGGUGAUCAUGCGCGUGCACUAUCGUACUUUAACAAAGCAUUAAAUAUUCAAGAAGAAGUUCUUUGCUCUACUCAUCCAUAUAAAGCUCGAACUCUCACUAAUAUUGGUAUGGUGUAUCAAUCCAUGGAAAAUUAUCUAACCGCACUCUCAUUUCAUCAAAACGCACUUGAAAUUCAACGAAAACAAUAUUCACCAACUCAUCCAGAUUUUGCUGCUACAUAUGCAUGCAUUGGUUCUGUGUAUCACUCCAUGAACAAGCUUUCAGAUGCACUAUCGUAUUACAGGAAAGCGUUAGAAAUUCAAGAGCACGGUUUUUCUCUUACUCAUCCUAAUUUAGCUGUGACCUACAACAAUAUCGGUAGUGUGCAUAAUUCUCUUCGAGAAUAUUCUGCUGCGCUUUCAUAUUACGAAAAAUCACUUGAAAUCCGAGAGAAAGUUCUUCCUUCUACGCACCCUGAUCUGAUAAAAACAUAUAUCGAAAUAGCAUCAGUACACAAUUCGAUGGGGCACUAUUCUAUUUCACUAUCAUAUUAUAAGAAGACACUUGAAAUUCAAGAAAAAUUUCUUCCAUCUAAUCAUCUUGAUCUAGUGAAAACAUAUAACAAUAUUGCUUCAAUUUAUCACUCGAUGAAAGAGUAUUCGACCGCACUAUCUUACUUUGAAAAAGCACUUACAAUAGCCGAAAAUGUUUUGCCACCGAACUAUUCAUUAUUAGUUACAAUUUAUAGCAAUAUUGGUGCAUUACAAUGCAUUAUUGGAAAUCAUACAAUUGCACUGUCAUAUUUUCAGAAGGUAUGCGUAAUUCAACAAGAAAACGAUUCAAGUUCUCUUGUAAAACUUGUUGAAGUUUUUAAUAAUAUUGCUUCAGUGUACGAGUGCAUGGAUGAUUAUUCCAACGCAUUAUUAUAUCGUGAGAAAAUAGUUGAAAUUCAAGAAAACACAUCUCCAACCGAUUAUUGUGAACAAGCAACAUCCUUCGAUAAUAUUGCCAGGCUAUAUCAAUCAAAAGGAAAUCAUUCAGCUGCCCUUACAUAUUAUCAAAAGUCACUUGAAACUCGAAAAAAAUUUGUUUCAUCGAAUGAUACAUCACUAGUCAUGGUGUAUAACAAUAUUGGUGACAUGCAUCAUUCACUUGGAAACUACUCAUCAGCACUCUCGUCCUACCAAAAACUACUUGACAUCGAAGAAAAAACUAUUUCAUCUACUGAUCCAGACUUAGCCAUAACGUAUAACAAUAUAGGUUCAGUUUAUGACUCAAUCGGAGACUAUUCUACUUCACUGUCAUACUAUCAAAAAGCACUUAAAAUUGAAGAAACCGUUCUCUCACCAAUUGAUCCAAAUCUGGCAACAACAUAUAACAAUAUCGGUUCAGUUAAUCUUUCGAUGGGAGACUACUUGACUGCAAUGUCAUACUAUAAAAAAACACUUCAAAUCCGACAAAAUAUUCUUCCACCCAUUCAUCUUGAUAUGGCCGCAAUAUUUAAUAACAUUGGUUCGGUACAUAGAAUGAUGGAAGACUAUAUGAAUGCACUUUCAUACCAUCAAAAAGCACUUGAUAUUCAACAGAAAAUUUUACCAUUCAAUCAUUCUGAUCUGGCAACGACCUACAAUAACAUUGGUGCAGUGUAUAAUUCACUAGAAAAAUAUUCAUCUGCACUUUCAAAUUUUGAGAAAGCAUUGGAAAUUGAACAGAAAGUACUUCCGCCCAUUCAUCCCGAUGUAGCUACUACCUACAAUAAUGUUGGCGCUGCGUAUGAUGCAAUGGGAGAUCAACCGAAUGCUCUAUUGUACUAUAAGAAAGCACUUGAUAUUCAAGAACAAAUUUUGCCUGUUGACCACCCAGAUUUGUCUGCAACAUACAACAAUAUCGCCAUAACAUAUGAGUCCUUAGAAGAAUAUUCUACAGCGCUUUCUUAUUACGAAAAAGUGCUUCAAAUAACAGAAAAAUCUCUUUUUCCUGGCCAUGUUCCAUUGACGACAACCUACAACAAUAUCGGUUCGGCGUACAAAAAUCUGGGAGACCGUGUGAAUGCACUCUCAUAUUACCAGAAAAUGCUCAAAAUUCAAGAACAAACUCUGUCGCCGACUGACCAUGAUCUCGUAAUAACGUAUAGCACGAUUGCUGAGAUAUAUAUUUCCAUGGGAGAAUACUCCUCUGCACUUCCAUAUUGUCAAAAGAAACUCGAAAUCGGAGAAAAAACACUUACAUCAACUGAUCUUCGACUGGCAACAAUUUACAACAUGAUUGGCUUAUUACAACAAUGGUUGGGAGAUCAUACGAAUGCCCUCGCUUAUUUUGAAAAGACACUUCGAAUCCAGGAGAAAGCACUUCCAUUCGCUCAUACAUCACAAGCAGUAACUCAUUUCAAUAUUGCAACGGUUUUCGAAAAAAUCCAUCAAUAUAAAGAAUCUGUUGAGCAUACAAUACAAGCAGUUAAUAUUGUGCGUUAUCGAUUUGGAUCUGAUCAUCCUCACGUAAAGCUAUGUGAGAAAUAUCUUGAUCAUCGUCGUAAAAAUCUUUAG